Arthroderma uncinatum is the source of this 3117-nucleotide messenger RNA. RefSeq lists its product as uncharacterized. NCBI's taxonomy places the organism in Eukaryota, Fungi, Ascomycota, Eurotiomycetes, Onygenales, Arthrodermataceae. The record is from RefSeq and is a predicted model, not a curated record. Bases 1 to 3117 code for a protein of 1038 amino acids. The transcript is spliced from 6 exons.
AUGUUACGCUGGCAUGAGCGCUUCUGUCGACAUCCUGAUGUUGUUCAGGCCUAUGACGCCGCCUACUGCAAAUGCUGCAAGGCAAUGCCGAUGGCAGAGGUCGUCCCGAAGGCUUCGUCUCCCAUUUUACUACCGCCACUGGGCAGCUCGUCUCGGAUGAACCUCACCUGGCCUUCUGUCACCGAGUAUAGCGGUGUCAGGCUUCCGCCUAAACGGAACAGGGAGACAGGUCAGCACAGCCUAGGACAGCAACACCAGAAACUCCCCCAAACUCCCUCUCCAAACGGAUUUCGACUCUUGCGGCUGAGCCCUAGGCAGCAUGAUGCACCGAUCCAUGCCGAGUUUGAAAUUAGGGAGAUGGGAUCUGGCCAGGGCGUCGCUCAGCGGGUUUGGGUGGACGCUCUGUGCAUUGAUCUGGCCGACGCUGAAGACAAAAACCAACAGACUGCCUUGAUGCGGAAUAUCUACUCCAGUGCAUUAAAUGUCAUUACAUAUAUCGACACUCCCUCCGAAUCAGCCGGUCAGGCUCUCACUUGCAUGGAAAAGUUAAUACGGCCAAGGCUAUCCACGCCUAACGAAAUUAUUAUGGCUGAUAUCGAAUCCAAAAAGGAAUUACAUGCUCUUUUCCGCCGACCAUUCUUCUAUAGGUUAUGGAUCAUGUCGGAGAUGCUGUUGGCCCAGACGCUAUGGAUAAUAUAUGGGAAACGUUCCAUCCUAUGGCCAAGAUGCGCACAAACUCUUCAUGUCCUCAUGGCGUUUGACCCUGCCUGGCUCAACAAGGCUAAUUUGUGGUCUGAAGCAAAUAACAAUAAUGUACUUCGGAUGCUACUCCACAGUUCAAUUUAUAAAUGCUCAGAUCCCCGUGACAAGGUCUUCGGGCUACUCAGUUUACUGGACAAGAAGCAUAUCACCCCGGACUACAGACUCUCGGUCGAGGCCGUUUAUACCGGAAUUUCAGCAUACCUUGUCAAGAACUGCUCUGCCUUUGAUACCCUUAGUCUUGCUGGAAUAUACAAAAAGCGCCUCGAUAUGCCAUCAUGGGUGCCAGACUGGUCCCAGAAACUGACACUACGAGUUCCCGAUGAAAAUUACUUUACCUCUAUGGGAGGCCUGGUUGGCAACACGGCCGCACGCGUUGUAUUCGAAAAUAUAUUCGAUACGGACACUGAAGCAGAGAUAGAUGUCAAUACGGGCGCUAUGACAAUUCCGGCUAUCAAACUUUGCGGUAUACCAGAAACGAUCAUGUCCUUACCCUCUUACCAUAAAGUCCUGGUUAAGGAUAUGGGAGCCCGUGGGCUUUUUCGCAUAGUUGUCCUAGAGCCGGCAUAUGAAAUUGGAAAUGAUUCGUUAUUCUUGUUGAAUGGUUGGGAAUACCCCGUCAUCCUAAGACAUCACCCGGGGCAGUUAAACUCGUAUGAACUUGUGGCUACGUGUGCCAUUUUCUUGGGACCCCCGUCGUCAGGUGAAGAAUGGUUGGUGCCUUGGACUAACGCAAGAAUGUUCCCUCAUUCGGACACCACCAAUAUUAUUACAGCAUCGGGAAUGUCUCAGAAAGAGAAGUGCGCGAUACGAGAAUUAUAUCAUUCAUUAUCCACCAUAUCAUCUACGUCACGUCCAGAAUCGACCGACUCAAUUCCAUUCCAGGAUAUGAAACGACAGGUUCUGGAAUAUCUUCUCCUUUCCUCGACUCGUCUACGAGGAACUGAAUCAAAACUCAAAAUUGCCUGGGAUAGAUUAAAGCAGACCCAUGGAUAUUUAUUUCAAGACCAGAGGGCUGUCUACUCUCUACUUCUAAAGGCUCUUGGGAUAGAAGGGGAUAAUGGUAAUGUUAUAGGGAGUGGUAUCAUGAGGAUAGAUAACCAUGACGUUCAGACCCUCAAAAGGUACGGCCAGAGCGAAUUUCCAUCUGCCUAUAGCUGGUCCUUGGGUCAAUUCUGCUGGUCUUUUCUCGAUGCGCAUUUUCAUAACCCUCUACCGUUGGAGAAUCCUCCAUUGCUGAACCCAACAUACAUUCGGAUGUGUUGCCAGAUACCGGACAUCAUGAUAUGGGCCAAAAUCACAGAACAACUGUUCAAAGUUUUGGAGUAUUCGCAAAAUACCCCUAGAGAGGGCGGGAUUUAUCCACCAGGUGCAGACCUCUUCGCCAAAUGGCGAUCCAAAUGGGAUAACUUCCAAGCCGUGGAAAUCCGAUCCGACCAGCCAUCUGGAGACCCUGAUAAAGACCGUUUUUGGUCCUGGGCUGAUUUUGAUGAAACCUGGAUACAGAGACAGAAGUUCUGGAAUCAAGAAGUACCCAAACUGCUAGAUCCGUCUACAAACAGUAACAUGGCAACACGCUUAGGUCUAACAACCAUGGGGUUACAGUUUGACGAUCAGCAGUAUUUAUAUGACGCCGGAGUCCCCUUCUUUACGAAAGCUGUUUUGCGAGAGAUUCACGAGCAACUCAGGUGGGGCCUACGAGGAGGCCAGACAAUAUUAGUUAGGGGGCUUAACGGGGAGCUGGUUGAGUUCGAGGUUGAGGAGGGUAUAACCCGAGAAGUAGGGAAUACACAGAGUGCAGUCGAAUACGUUACUCGAAAGCCUCGCAUUUACUACCAAUCAGUGCAGCACUUUCAACGGUACCUAGGAACCGGUCGUUUAGCAUACUGCAACCUCAAGAUAUACCAUGACCUCGCUUUACGUGAUAAGGAAACAAAAGAGUUUAUACCAAUGGGUCCAAACCCCGCAUAUUCCUCUGUUGAUUCCAUGGUACUCUCGGAUUUCGAAAUCAGUACAGUUGAGGAUCCUGUAGGCUUCCUCAUGGUCGACAGCAGGACCGUGGUGAUUUCGUGCUGCCCAGACAUUCCUGUUAGACAGAUAAUAACUGACAUUGCUCGACCGGCUAUGAUUUUCUGGGAUGCUAAUGCAAGUGAGGAUGCCCACUUGCCUGAUCCCGCGUCUUCCCGCGUUCGAAAUCUCCUUGGUAAUUUUUAUGAUCGACACACGUUCCCUGCUGAUAGAACGCACUUCCAUGAUUUGACCAUGUAUACGAGGAAGGGGGGCGGUAUAUCAUCAGGCGAACUUGUCGAGGGAUCAAGAAAAUUGAAGCCGGAGCGGCGGAGCGACAUCGCGCCAUAG